UUUACCCGAGACAGAGAUUGAAGAAGAUAAGCUGGCCGCCGAGCUGAGCUGAGCUAACCAUCAGGGUAGUAUUCAAUUCCUCUCAAACGACAUCGUCACCGUCGCUCCCGACCCCGAAAUUCGACGGCAUUCUGGUCUUCCAGUGAGAUCCACGGCGCACCCUGAUGGCUGUGUCCGACGCGGUGGUCGGGAACCUGACGACGAUUUACGUGGCUGCGAUCGCGGCGGUAAAGGCGUUCGGCUUCGCCUCCGGGAGGAACUUCGGUGGGGCGUUCGUCCUGAUCGCCGCCACGGCCCUCGUAGGGCUCAUCCUGAUCGGGACCCUGACUUGGGACGUCUCCCACAAGGCCAAGCACGCCGUCCUGAGGGAUCACGUCCACGAGAUGUGCAAGGGCGGAAUCUGCUGGCACGGCGUCGCCGUCAAGUCCCCCGCCUCCCAGGUCCGGUUCCGCCUUCCCCCGCAGCAGCAGCAGCAGCAGAACGGGGACGGGGGGGGCGGAGGGGCCCAGCGACAUUGAAAAAGCUACUAGGCAGAGAGAUUCCGGUAUAUUACCCGACCGCCUCUGCAUUUUGUAGAAAUUAUGGUACGGUUCUUCGAUUCUGAGGAAUUCACAGUUGACCUGCUGAGAGUUAGAGUCGUGUUGGGAGCUGAAUUUCCGAUUUGGGUGGUUCCUUUGAUUACUCAACACUCAUUUUGUCGGAAUGACGGUACGGUUGUUCAUUCUCUUCAUCUGCAAGAAUUGUUAAUGAGAUUCAGUCGAAUCAUGACUGUGUCUGUUCAAUUCUAUCGGUGUCAGUGUCCUAACAACUACAAGCUCCGAGGUAGAGCCAUUGUCGUUGUUUUUCAGAGUUCGAAGGUGUUCCUGUAGUCAAAAUGAGAUCAGGGGAAGGGGGAUAUCCGUGUGAAAAUAUGUUGUAAAAAUUACAGGUUUUUUUUUUUUCAUAGUCAGUUAGAUGCAAAGUCUCUGCCGAAGUGGGUGAUCUGCUGCUUUCGUCAAAGCUUAAGUUUGCCAUUGCCAGAAGACAUUGAGGUGUGUGCUUGCAUCUUCUUCUUGCUCAUGUUUUGCCUUACUGAAUACUUUAUGUAUAAAUUAUAGUGUUAGAUAUCAAAUACUGCCUUCUGUGGCUUGUCUUGUCUGUUACAUAAAUAAAUGAAAGAAUACAACUUUGAUUUCAAUAUUAUUCGCACGUAUACGAA
This is a messenger RNA of Punica granatum (pomegranate), 1198 nucleotides long. The record is from RefSeq and is a predicted model, not a curated record. NCBI's taxonomy places the organism in Eukaryota, Viridiplantae, Streptophyta, Magnoliopsida, Myrtales, Lythraceae.